UGAUGAGGGGGAAAACUAUUGAAUCACUUUUAGAAUAAGGCUGUAAUGUAAAAAAAAAAUGUGGAAAAAUUCAAGGGGUCUGAAUACUUUCCGAAUACACUGCACAUAUAGUUAUAUUUUCUGAAAAAUUUAAAGAUUGAUUCACCCUUUUUCCUUCAUUUUUGAGUUUGUAUGUUAUAGCUUUUUUCUUCUAAGAAUGUGACAGAAACCUGACUGGGGCAUUUGCUUUUUAACAAGCUAACAGUGUCACAACACUGCUGUCUGUUUAAAAAAAACACAAAUAAAAAAAGCUGAGACUGCUGUUUUGUAAAUAGACAACACAAUAGGACUUGGCAUGAAACAUAUAUACUGUAUACAUGACUGUCUGGGAUUUGUGAUUACCUUCAUUUUUACAUUGUCUUCAAUAACAUGUUUUCUUUUUGAUUUCAAACCACACUCUUGAUAGUUUGCUCAUGGUAUAAGAUAUUCUGUAUGUAAUGGGCAUUUAGACAAUCUUGUUCAGUGACAUUUCCCACCUGUACCUUUACUCGAUGUUGACUUAUUCAGCUUGGUCUACAUGCACAGAGAUACAUCAAUUCACACCAAAACAACUUAAACAACACAGGGACAUAGCCUUGACAUAGCUUACCUGAAAUAAGGAAGUGAGACUCAGAAAGCACAAGUGUCAAGGAAAGUAAAUGGCCAGCCACUUCUCGUUAAACCACAGAAAAUGCGUUGUUGAACGAAUCUUUCUAGGAAACACGUAUUGUCAAACCUCAUCUAAUAUGGAAGCAAACUAUUGUAAGAUAAAGCACAAGAGGCUGGAAAAAGCCCAAAGCAGUGCCCCUAAAUCAUGUAAAAGAUGAAGUGCCUUGCUCAAGGGCACAACGGCAGCAGGCUGCACAUGAUGUUCUGAUGCCAGCAACUCUGUGGCUGCCGGCACACUCACACCAAAUUUCCCCAUCAGCCCUGAAAUUCAAACCGGCAACACUUCGGUUACCAGCCUACUCCUUCUUCUACUGCAGACAUAACCCACACAAGGACUACUUCCAUGAAUAAAAGUUACGGAAUUGGCUUUCUAAGAUGUUUAAGAUGUACUCUAUUCAUUUGUGUCUUUCCAUCUGAAAAGCAGUUCAAAGCAGCAUCUACAUGCGUGACAGAUAUCUGUAUGUUUGGUGAUGUUUCCCUCACCCACACUCAUUCCCAGACAUGUAGUUAGAGGGCCAUUACAGGAAACCCACAUUAACACCUCAGCCUGCUCAAUGCAGAAAUGCAAAGAAAAUCGUUAUCUAGAGCACACCUUACUAGAAAAAAAGUUGCAGUCAUUGGUACAAAAGAAUAGAGUAGAGAAAAACAGUAGUUUCCCAGCCAGACUGUUUCAACCAGCAUACACAUUAUCACCAGAGGGAAGGUUACAGCAUUCAACCUGUACAUCAGAAAAGAAGAUAUUGGGUAAGAUGAACACAACCCAGGCCACCAGCACAGACAAUUACUAUGGCCAUGGCAACUAUGAAAGCCCUUGUAGCACUGGCACCAGUCUAACCCAAGGGUCCAACUACCAGCCCAUUCUCUUCUACCUGGUGUUCACCCUGGGUCUGACAGGCAACAGUCUGGUGCUCUGGGUCCUCCUCAAGUACAUGAAACUGAAGACAAUGACAGACAUCUGUCUGCUGAACCUAGCACUAUCUGACCUGCUCCUCGCCCUCUCCCUGCCUCUCUGGGCCCACCACGCCCAGGGUCAUGAGUUUAAAGGGGACAGUCCGUGUAAGAUCAUGGCUGGUGCCUACCAGGUGGGCUUCUACAGCAGCAUCCUGUUUGUGACCCUGAUGAGUGUGGAUCGCUACCUGGCCAUCGUUCACGCCGUGGCCGCCAUGAGGGCCAGGACGCUGCGCUACGGAGCGCUGGCGAGCAUCAUCGUCUGGGUAGCGUCCAUCAGCGCUGCUCUCCCUGAGGCCAUCUUCGUAGCGGUGGUGAGGGAGAAUGACGAGAACAGUGGUACAAGUUGCCAGCUGAUUUACCCCGAGAACACAGAGAAGACAUGGAAGUUGUUACGGAACUUUGGUGAAAACGGAGUGGGGCUCGUCCUAUGUCUGCCCAUAGUGGUCUUUUGUUACAUCUGUAUUCUCACUGUACUACAGAGGUUAAGGAACUCCAAAAAAGACAGGGCCAUGAAACUGAUAUUCGCCAUCGUGGGUGUGUUUGUGGUCUCCUGGGUCCCUUACAACGUUGUGGUUUUCCUCCAGACCCUUCAGAUGUUUGACAUUGGGAAUAGCUGUGAGGCUUCAACACAGCUUGAUACAGCUAUGGAGGUGACAGAAACCAUAGCGCUGGCUCACUGCUGUGUCAACCCAGUCAUUUAUGCUUUUGUAGGAGAGAAAUUCAGAAAGUGUUUGGGCACUGUGCUCUCUAGAUAUCCACUGUGUAAAAAGCUUGGCAAACAUGCAAUGGUGAGCAGCAGAGGAUCAGAAAACGAGACUUCUAACACACCUGUGUGAUUGUACUGCUGAAAGACAAUACUUCCACUGCUGAAAACCUGUUUGAUGCAUUUUCAUUGACAAAAACACUUCAGUUGGAAAGCAGCAAGUAGAGCAGAAGACCAAUUUAUGUGUCGUAUGGAAUAAUGAAGUAUUCUUCUGAACACAGACUUGCAUAUAAAUGAAGUAUAACUGUAUAAUAUUUAACUUUAAAUGUAUUUUGAUGAGCUCUGACUAUUUGUUUAAGGGUGAUGGGCUGUUUUUUUUUUAUUACACAUGUAUGUAUUACACACAAGCCUGCACACAUUUUUUCUAUAACAUAAUAUCAAUAUGUUUUGCAUAGAGAUUAUCUCAAUUUCUAUUCUUAUUGUAUGCACACGUUUUUGUUAUAACAUUAAAACACAACCAGGGGCAGGGUUGUGGCCAGAUGACUGCUGCUGGAUGGCCGGUGGCUAUCUGGCUACUCAUUGGCUACAUUUGCUGGCCAAAUAUUAUUUUGGUAGAAUUUUGACCCUCCUUUGAUUGAGGACCUGUUUUGGUAUUAACUUGAACUCAUCAAAUCAGGAAUUUGACCUUUUGAAUUAUUUUGAACUUUGUUGGCUGAGUAGGUAUUUGUGUUCCUUUCGGGAGGGUUUUCUCAAUAAAUAAGCCUGUGCAUUUUGUUGUACUGAAACAUAUU
Oncorhynchus mykiss (rainbow trout) is the source of this 3132-nucleotide messenger RNA. RefSeq names its product C-C chemokine receptor type 4. Gene Ontology annotation, cellular component: external side of plasma membrane; membrane. Gene Ontology annotation, molecular function: C-C chemokine binding; C-C chemokine receptor activity. The record is from RefSeq and is a predicted model, not a curated record. Gene Ontology annotation, biological process: calcium-mediated signaling; G protein-coupled receptor signaling pathway; positive regulation of cytosolic calcium ion concentration. Lineage: Eukaryota; Metazoa; Chordata; Actinopteri; Salmoniformes; Salmonidae.